Messenger RNA from Pelmatolapia mariae (spotted tilapia), 1704 nucleotides. It is a transcript of the gene metrnlb, whose product is annotated as meteorin like, glial cell differentiation regulator b. The transcript has 5 exons. NCBI's taxonomy places the organism in Eukaryota, Metazoa, Chordata, Actinopteri, Cichliformes, Cichlidae. Gene Ontology annotation, biological process: energy homeostasis; positive regulation of brown fat cell differentiation. The record is from RefSeq and is a predicted model, not a curated record. Gene Ontology annotation, molecular function: hormone activity. Bases 306 to 1187 code for a protein of 293 amino acids.
UGCCGUGAAGCGGUGCUCACAGAGCGAAAGUUUUUUUGUUUUUUUUUUGAAUAGGCUCUGUUGUCUUGCUGUGGGCGCACUACUCCUUUAACAGACUUCUUGUCCUGAUGCUUUCCAACCUCAGUCGCAACUUUUACCUCGGUUGAUCCAGCAAUGUAGCCCGCAGGCGUGCAGAGGAGUAUUUUUGUGUGAUAUUUUAACUGGAAACUUUUGUUUCGGGGGCUACAGAGCGCGCAGCUGGUUGGGCUGGUCUGGUGUUGUGUGGUUGUGCGGGAUCCGGUGACCGCUGGGGCAGACAGGCCACCAUGCUCCGGCCGUGGGCUGCGCACUGGGUCGCAGCUGUGCUGCUGUGUCGGGCGGUAGCACAGUACUCCAGCGAUCAGUGUAGCUGGCGAGGAAGCGGUUUGAGCCAUGAGUCCCAUCGCAGAGAUGUGGAGCAGGUCUACCUUCGCUGCUCUCAGGGAUCUCUAGAGUGGCUUUACCCCACAGGGGCCAUCAUUGUCAACCUGAGACCAAACAUAGAGCCUUCACCAGGUCAUAUGUCAGGUCUCCAUGUGUGCAUUAAACCUCAAGUUUACUCCCAGGGUUCUCAUGUGUACCUGGAGCAUGCAGGGGAUCUGAGGCUGCUGCUGGCAGAAAAGGACCAGGCUCAGGGAACAGUGCAUUGUUUCAGCCUGGCAGAGGGGGUGCUAUUUGUGGAGGCUAUCCCACAGGCAGACAUCAGCCGGAGGAUCACAGCUUUCCAGUAUGAGCUGGUGCCCAGUCAGGGGCCAGCGAUGCACAUGUUCCCAUACCUGCAACCUGGUUCAGUCGCCUGCAAGCCUUGUUCAGAUGAAGAGGUCCUCAUGGCUGUGUGUACUAGUGACUUUGCUGGCAGUGGUGUCUUCCAAGGCGUCGCACCAGGUACUAACAAGCACUCCCUGGCGACAGUGACUCUGAGACGACUGUUUCACCAAAAGAGCAGGGUGUUUGCUUGGGGUGGAGCCAGAGGACGGAGUUGGAGUGGUCGUAUCAAUGUUGCUGCACAGUGCAGUGUGCGUCCUGGAGGGGACGAGUAUCUUUUGACUGGCUCUGUCCAUUUUGGAGAAGCCUGGCUUGGCUGUGCACCACGCUACAAAGACUUUCUAAAGCUGUACAUCCAAGCACAAAAUGCAGGAACAAACCCAUGUCAAGUAGACACAAACUGAGAGAUCUGUUCUCGGCUCUGAUUUUAAACAAGGAGUGCUUCAGUCAGCGAAGAAAAUGCGCAAAAGUUACAGUUUGGAAGAUGGGUCAAUAAACUGACUGGAAGGAAUCUUACAGAUUUAUUGUUUUUGUUACAGGCUAUGUCUUCAGAAUCUUAUCAGUUUUAUGACAUUUUAAUAGCCAAUGUGCUACUUAAACCGAAAUGUCCCUUUGACUUUAUUUUGCUGCUGCAUAUGUAAAUAUGUUUGUAAAUCUGUGCAUGAGUGACUGUGAGUGAAAGAAGGAACGAGAGGCUUAAAUUUAAACUUGUGCCUAACUGGUUAACAUUUUUAUUCUCUUGAUGAUACUGCUCAUUCUUGAAAUGAAAGUUUGCUUUGUAAAAAGCUUUCUGUAAAAUUUAGGAGUCUUCUGACAGAAGUGUAUAGUACGCAGCUCUGUGAGUCUUUGUGUGUGUGUGCUGCUAAUGAGUUCAAAGGGACUGUACAUAUUUACAGAAAAUAAAGAUAUGUGUCGUUAUCU